Salvelinus sp. IW2-2015 is the source of this 1132-nucleotide messenger RNA. Lineage: Eukaryota; Metazoa; Chordata; Actinopteri; Salmoniformes; Salmonidae. The record is from RefSeq and is a predicted model, not a curated record.
AGAGUGGCUACAUAUGUCAAGAGGUUGUAAGGUACUUCAAUCAUUUGGUCAUCAGGUAGUUGGUGUCCAUACCACUGAAACAAUGCAUCGAGCUCUGCCCAUAUAUCUAAGUGUCUUUUUGAUGAGCUCUGUCUUUGCUGGAGGUUCCUGGUGUGCCAACACGGCAAGAGCCCGAGCAGCUGCCCUGGGUUUGGACCUCCCUAGGACCCAGUUUGUCCCUUACUAUCUUCGACCAACACGCCAUAGAAGUUUUGAUCCCAUAGAAACCCACUAUGAAAAUAAUUAUGGCCCCAAAGAGGCUGAGUUUGAGCCUAUCCUUCUGCACAAUGGUAAAAUUCAAAGGGAUGGAUAUCCAAGUGACUGGGCCUAUGGACAAGUCUUCCCCAGAGGCUUUCAACCCAAACCGUCUACACUUAACUACCACGGUUCUGAUCCCAGUUUGGCUGACUCCUCUGUCAGCCAUUCUGUCUACACUCCCAAGGGACAAUUUGUUAGCAGCCACAAGCCCAACUUUGAGCAGGUCAAGAAUUCUGUGCCUCGACCAAAUGUAAUGGUAGCCCCUAGUCAGUUUGAGUACUCAGACAAAGUGGACAAUCGAGGCUACUAUAAGCCUGUUGUCGUUCAGCCAUUCGCCAGCAGACGUAGAACAGCCCAGAGUGUGGUUUCACGACCCCAGAGCAGAGGUGUUGUACCUUAUGGAAAAAGUAUCCUGUGGUCAUGGCCACAGUAGAGGCUUUUCCUCUAAAUCCGCUCCACCAUCCCAGAGUGUACUCAUCAGCACCCGAGCUAAGAAAAUUCUGUUCACAGGCCAUGGUGCUGUCCAUUCUGUGAUCAGAGAGCUGAAAUAUGAAGCAGUUUGAUGAAGUGCCAGAAAAAACAGGGAUCCGGUUGGUUAAGAUCCUAACGGACAAACUUUCCUUUGCAAACUACCUUUGUCUGAGGAGCCAACCAUACCAUUGGUGAGCAAAUCGGUGACAUUAUGCACUUUUCAAGGGCAAAACAUGUAAGCUGUGUUUGUAUUCCAGUACAUUUACUUAUCCUUGACAUCACUGUUCUGAAUAACUAUUUGGUUAUGGCUCUUCCCCCACUGUCCAGUGUUUAUCCUUCAAAUAAAAUGUCCAUUAUGUUUUGA